Messenger RNA from Entrophospora sp. SA101, 233 nucleotides. Lineage: Eukaryota; Fungi; Glomeromycota; Glomeromycetes; Entrophosporales; Entrophosporaceae. The record is from the annotation of a GenBank genome assembly.
AGCCGGAAUAUACUAAAGAAACGAUUACUGCUGAGCAAUUAUCCAAAUUGACUAAUCGUUGGAGAAAGCCAAAAAUCUAUAACCCCAAAACAAAUCGCAUGAUUGCAAUCGAUGGGCCAACAUAUAAUAAAUUGAUACGUGAUGGAUAUGUGCAUUGGGAAGAAGAAGAACUCUUGAUCCCUCCAUCACCAUUUGAGAAUUAUAUUAACGAAGCAAGCACAGACACGAAGUGA